Molecule: messenger RNA, 536 nt
Organism: Drosophila ficusphila
Lineage: Eukaryota; Metazoa; Arthropoda; Insecta; Diptera; Drosophilidae
Product: cuticle protein 38-like
Exons: 2
Coding region: 47-472 (141 amino acids)
Source: RefSeq, a predicted model, not a curated record
ACCACCUCCAGCCUUCCCAAGAAGCAAAACAAACCAAACACCCACCAUGUUCAAAUACGCCGUCGUUGUCCUCGCCUUCGUUGCCUGUGCUGCCGCCAAGCCAGGACUCCUGGGUGCUCCUCUGGCCUACACCGCUCCUCUGGCUUACACCGCUCCCGCUGCCGUGGUUGCUGCCCCCGCUCCAGUUGUGACCGCCACCAGCAGCCAGGUGAUCGCCAGGAACUACAAUGGGAUCGCUGCUGCCCCAGUGAUUGCUCCUGUGGCUGCUCCUCUGGCUGCUCCUGUGAUUGCCAAGUACGCAGCUGCUCCUCUGGCUGCUCCUCUGGCUGCUCCUGUGGUUGCCAAGUAUGCAGCUGCUCCUCUUGCCACUCCUCUGGCAGCCCCUCUGGCGGCUCCUUUGGCCUACUCCUCCCCCCUGGCUUACACUGCUCCCCUGAGCUAUGCCGCUGCUCACGCACCACUCCUCAUCUAAAUCGUUAAACUGUGAUCAUCUAGUAAAAUAAAAAAAAAUUUAAAAAUUGGUCCUCCAAAAUUAA